GGGUGGUGCAAUUACACGCAGCGGCUUCUGUCAACUAACUGCCUGUUUCUACAUAAACAAACAUCAGCCUGGGGAUGGACAAAGUUCCUUAGAUCACCAUUUGACCACCACCUUAGAUCACCAUCCGAUAAUAUUUUAUUACGUUGAUUUAUAUUUAUUAAGCGCUUAAUGAAAGUUCUUUAGCGUUAGCCAACGGGAUUCUGUAAACUUUUCCUGCGGUACACACUGUCAAACUGUGGAUUUACAGAUAGCCAGUCGAGCUAGCUGGCUAAGCCUUCCAGUGGAUUUCCUGAUCAAAUUCGACAGCGUUCAUAUCUUGUAAAUGGGGAACAGCGCGCUCAAAGCUCAUUUGGAAACAUCUCAGAAGACCGGAGUCUUUCAGCUGACCGGAAAGGGUUUGACGGAGUUCCCAGAGGAGCUGCAGAAACUCACCGCAAACCUACGGACAGUUGAUCUGUCCGGCAACAAAAUCGAGGUGCUUCCAGCAUUCAUAGGAGGCUUCCAACAACUCAAGAGUCUUACCAUAAGCAGCAAUAAACUUAGCAGUCUACCAAAUGACAUUGGGAAACUCAAGAAGCUGGAGACACUUAUUUUAAAUGGGAACCAGUUGAAGCAGCUUCCUUCAUCGCUGGGUCAACUGAAGUCUUUGCGCACCUUAAGCCUGUCUGGGAAUCACUUCAAGGAGUUUCCUAAUGGACUCGGCACCCUUCGCCAGCUUGAUGUUCUGGACCUGUCCAAGAAUAAGAUCCAGGUGGUUCCUGCAGAGGUGGCCGAACUGCAAGCCAUUGAAAUCAACCUCAAUCAGAAUCAGAUUUCAACCCUGUCUCCAGAGGUGUCUCGUGCUCCCAGACUGAAGGUGUUACGGCUGGAGGAGAACUGUCUGGAGCUCUCCUCUAUCCCUAUCUCCAUCCUCACAGACUCCCAGGUGUCCCUGCUGUCGGUGGAGGGCAACCUGUUUGAAGUUAAAAAGUUGCGUGACCUAGAAGGCUAUGAUAAAUACAUGGAACGUUUCACCGCAACCAAGAAGAAAUUUGCCUGAACAGUCAGAGGCUUCCUGCACCUGUCCUCUGCGCUGGGCUUACCGUAGAGAGGUUUCAGCUGGGACCGCUUGUGUAAACGGCAAGACGGAAACAGAAAAGUGCUCAAGACUGCUUCACAACUUGGUAGAACGACGGCUCAGAAACCCCAGCCCUGCUGCUCAUUACAUUACAGUACAAACAGCACUGUAUGGACCUUGCAUUACUCUUUCUUUGCAAAGAUUUUAUAAACCAACAUACAAUGCAGACUCAGCUUCAUGAGGACAUUUACACUGGAGAAUGGUUUAUUGUAUACUCAAGUGCACUAAUGCCACAUCUGUUUAGAAGGUCAGUCCUACAGAAAGGCUGGUAUAACGACUAACUAAUAUAUUGUAUGUCCUGUACCCUUAUAGUAAGUUCUAUUGCUAUUCAUUUACUUUAAAGCAUUAGAACAGACCUUGCAUCCUCACAUCUGUUCUCUUCUUCCUGUGUCUGUUAUUCUUUGAUUUGAACAUUGUUUUGGGCUUCAAUGAGGUUUUAUCUGUUUAACAGUAUUUUGAUUGAACUGUGAUCUCAAAACUUCCGUUAAAGAAUAUUUGCUGUGAUAUUUAUGAAGUAGCCAUUUUUUUCUUACAACAAA
Molecule: messenger RNA, 1656 nt
Organism: Labeo rohita (rohu)
Lineage: Eukaryota; Metazoa; Chordata; Actinopteri; Cypriniformes; Cyprinidae
Gene: lrrc57
Product: leucine rich repeat containing 57
Exons: 6
Coding region: 323-1039 (238 amino acids)
Molecular function (GO): protein binding
Source: RefSeq, a predicted model, not a curated record